AUGGGUCUCAUCAGAACUGCUCUUGUGGUCGGUGCGCUAAGCAAUAACACUGGUGCUGGACCAAAUUAUGACGGUCGGUAUACUCCGUAUGAUCGAUAUAAUCGAUACGGUAGGUUCGACAGAUUCGAUAGACUUGGCUACGGUUAUAUCCCUCCUCGAUAUCAACAAUACUACCAGCAACCACCGCAAGGACCGGUGGAAUACGGUCCACCACCUAGCCAAUAUUACAGAGAUGGACCGUCACCACCACAGGAGUAUGGCCCUGGUCACAGCAACUCCGCGAGACAAGUACCACUGCCACCACAACAGCAACAGCAAAAGCAAAAGCAACCACAAUGGGACCAGAAUUACGGAUACAAUCCUAAUUACUCUUCUGAAUACCAAUCUCCACCUCCUCAGCGUCAAUCUCCAUAUCCUGCUUCUGGUGGUCCUAACUCUUGGCCUAGAGAAGCACCCAGGGAGCCCUCGUCCGAAGGACAGCGGGCAGAUGCACCACCCCCGUAUUUCUCGCGGGACGAAAAGAAAUAG
Talaromyces atroroseus is the source of this 528-nucleotide messenger RNA. RefSeq lists its product as hypothetical. Lineage: Eukaryota; Fungi; Ascomycota; Eurotiomycetes; Eurotiales; Trichocomaceae. The record is from RefSeq and is a predicted model, not a curated record. The transcript is spliced from 2 exons. Bases 1 to 528 code for a protein of 175 amino acids.